Messenger RNA from Suncus etruscus (white-toothed pygmy shrew), 963 nucleotides. Its product is annotated as olfactory receptor 5A1-like. Gene Ontology annotation, cellular component: membrane. The transcript has a single exon. NCBI's taxonomy places the organism in Eukaryota, Metazoa, Chordata, Mammalia, Eulipotyphla, Soricidae. Gene Ontology annotation, biological process: G protein-coupled receptor signaling pathway; sensory perception of smell. The coding region runs from base 1 to 963 and encodes 320 amino acids. Gene Ontology annotation, molecular function: olfactory receptor activity; odorant binding; G protein-coupled receptor activity. The record is from RefSeq and is a predicted model, not a curated record.
AUGAUGCCAAGCAGGCUUAUAGAAGAGGAUAGAAACCAUACAUCUGUUGUUGUAUUUGUUCUACUAGGAAUUACAGAUGAGAAAGAGCUACAGUUUAUUCUCUUUCCAGUUUUCCUAGGGAUCUACUUGGUUACAUUAUUUUGGAACCUUGGUCUGAUCAUUUUAAUCAGGAUGGAUUCACACCUGCAUACACCAAUGUACUUUUUCCUCAGUUUCCUUUCAUUUAUAGACAUCUGUUAUACUACAUCCAUCAGCCCAAGGAUGCUUUCAGACUUUUUCAAAGAUGAAAAAACGAUUUCCUUCAUUGCCUGUGCCAUUCAAUUUUAUGCUUCAUCUUGGAUGGGUCAGGCUGAGUUCUGCCUCUUAGCUGCCAUGGCCUAUGACAGAUACGUGGCCAUUGGGAACCCUCUACAAUACUCAACCAUCAUGGCGCCUGGGCUCUGUCAGAAGAUGGCUGCUGGGGCUCUAGGGACUGGUUUCCUUUGUAGUCUAUUAGAAACAAUUCCUUGCUUUAAUCUCCACUAUUGUGGGCCAAAUGUCAUUGAACACUUCUUCUGUAACAUAACAGAGAUCAUUAUUUUGUCUUGUUCCAGUCCCUUCAUCACCCAAAUGAUUCUGUUUUUAGUAGUCUUCUUUGUAGGUUGUGGUUCUUUGCUCAUUAUCCUGUUAUCCUAUGGUUUUAUUACAGCUUCUAUUCUGAAAAUAUCCUCUUUGAAAGGUAGUGCCAAGGCCUUUAAUACCUGUGCCUCCCACCUGGCAGUGGUGACACUCUUUUAUGGUACAUCUUUCUCUGUAUACCUGCAUCCUCAUUCCAGACACUCUGAGAAGCAAGAUAAGAUGCUGUCAGUAUUUUAUAUAAUAAUUAUUCCCAUGUUAAACCCUCUUAUUUAUAGUCUUAGGAACAAGGAAAUCAAAGAGGCCCUUAAGAGGGUGAUAAGGAGGGCUAUACAUUUUACACAUUAA